This is a messenger RNA of Tetrahymena thermophila SB210, 444 nucleotides long. Its product is annotated as transmembrane protein, putative. The record is from RefSeq and is a predicted model, not a curated record. The transcript has a single exon. Lineage: Eukaryota; Ciliophora; Oligohymenophorea; Hymenostomatida; Tetrahymenidae.
AUGACAGGAGUAGAACUAUUAAUAACAAUAUAAGUUUAGAAACUGAGUAAUAAAUAAAAGUAAGUGAAUAGUCCUAAUAUGAUUAAUAAAUUAAUUUUAAAACUUUUAAUCCUCUUAACUCUUCGAUAUAUAAGCAAAAUUCUUAUAAUUUCGAUUUAGAUUUAAAUCAAAAUGUAAAUAAAAAAGAAGUUUUUAAUUAUCUAAAAAAUAAAAUAUUUUAGAAGUAAUCAAGCUAAUAAGAUAAAUAAUAUAAUAAUCAAUUUAGGAUAUCAAAAUAUUCUAACAAAUUAGAUAUCAGCUCUACUAUUAAAAAGGAUUCUGUUAAUAAUUCUCAGUACUAAUUCAAACCUACUCCUCCUCCUCCUUAAACUGCUGAUCUAAUUGAAAGGGAAAAAAGAGUAAGACUAACCUAAUCAUAAGGGAAAAAAGAUAAAAAAAGAUUGA